UCCUCACCACAAAAUAUGGCUUAGAGACAUCUUUUGUUCCUCCAGCUGUGUUAGGUUAUUGCUCAGAUGAUUUCACCAGCACACUAAGUUGCUCCCCUCUACAACUUGAGCUUCCCAGACUUCCAAAGAAGUACAACAUACAGUUCUAAAUAUGGGGAUUCUGAGCCAGCUAUCGAUCAUUUACCUCCUCUGGACUGCUAUGGUCUUUUGUCAAUACGAAGACUAUGAUUUUGGGGAUGAAUAUGAUGAGGAGCCGGAUCAUCAGCAUUCCUAUUAUUUUAAUCCAAGUCCACAAGCUGAAGUUCCCCGCUUUCCUACACCAGUCGAGUGUGCCAGAGAAUGCUUUUGUCCACCAGCUUUUCCACUAUCAAUGUACUGUGAUCACCGUAAACUUAAGAUGAUACCAAAUAUCCCUGCUCACAUCCAACAACUCUACCUGCAAAACAAUGAUAUUGAAGCUGUACCUGCAGGACCGUUCACUAAUGUUACCAUUUUAAGAGAAAUUAAUCUCAGCCACAACAAAAUUAAGUUUCAUAUGAUUGACCAUGGUGUUUUUGCCAAACUGUCAAAUUUAGUGCAGCUUCAUUUACAGCAUAAUGAAUUAGAAGAAUUUCCAUUCCCACUCCCAAGCUCUCUUGAGCGACUCCUCCUUGGUUUCAAUAAGAUUUCUCAGUUAUCCGGAAAUGCAUUGGAAGGAUUACCAAACAUAACCAUGCUUGACCUUUGCAAUAACUUUCUUGAUGACUCCGUACUCAAAGGAAAACGCUUUUCAGUCAUGAAAAAUUUAAUGCAAAUCAACUUAUGCAACAAUAAAUUAGAGACUAUGCCUCCUGAUCUACCAUCAUCACUUAUGUAUCUCUCUCUUGAAAAUAACUCGAUUUCAUAUAUUCCAGAAAACUAUUUCAGCAGACUUCCAAAAAUCAUUGCUCUAAGAAUGUCCCACAACAACCUGCAGAACAUUCCAUACAACACCUUUAAUCUACCUAACCUUUUAGAACUUAAUCUUGGACAUAACAAAUUGAAACAAUUAUUCUACAUUCCAAGAAGUCUGCAGCAUUUGUAUAUUGAAGACAAUGACAUUGAAAUGCUAAAUGUUACUUUGAUGUGUCCAUCUAUUGAUCCAAUGAACACCAAACAAUUAACGUAUAUACGGGUGGACCAAAAUAAGCUAACAACUCCAAUGAGCACGUAUGCCUUCUUCUGCUUCCCUCACAUUAGAACCAUUUAUUAUGGUGAACAAAACGGUAACGUCAACAAGUCAACUCAACUACGAACACCAGUGUUUCGCCGAUUAUUAACACCAGAAGAAUACGAUGAAACAGAAGAUGAUCAUGAAACACAUGAUCAAGAAACUGAAGAAGAUCGUGAAGAAGAAAACAACUACUUUUAUCCUUACCUUCAGUGAAAACAUCACUGUUAAUGAGUAUAUAUGGGAACUUUUGCUUACUUGUGGGGUACUUGUGUCCAUUUCAGAACAGCUGGAUAGUUUGGAGUAUUUAAGAUACAUCUAUAUAAAAUAGAGAUACAGGAUUUCAGUGUACAUAAAUAUGCCAUUACUGGUGUAGUAAAAACCAUAAUACGGGUAGCAAAGUACACUCAUGUCAGCAUUUAGUAGCAGCCUGAUAUAUAACCUGAGUUAAUGAUGGACUCAUCUGCCGGUUGGCAGUCUAAGCAGAAGAAAAGUGACCUGAAAAAAGUUUGUAUGUUCUAAAGUGAUUCAGCUUGCAAAGUGAUUAUAUCAGUUCAACAUCAUGCUCAACAGGAACAUGUGGAUAAUGGCAAAAAUCCGUCCAGCUAGACAUUCUACUAUUAUUCUACUAUUUUGACAGCAGUAGAAAACAGACAUAGAGAAAAAUAUAUGGGGGUAAGAUUACAAAAACACUUUCAGAAGGUUCCUGCACAUCUUCCAGAAAUACAGAUGUUGUUUCUUUCAAUAUCUAGAUGGACAGGAAACUCACAAACUUGGAGUUUCAAAUCUUCUUAAUAUUUGUUUCCAGUGUUUUGCCAAGAUAUAAUGCUUAUUCCUGAGCUUGUACCUUGACUGUAACGAGUCUUUCAAAAAGGAGAUUUUAGUUGUUUAAUAAUAUAGGCAAUGAACAACCUCUCUUCAGUGAUCUUAGGAUGUGCAUUAAUAUAACUCUCAACCAUCAGUAUUUAAAUUUUACCUAUACUUUAGAAGGCAUUAAAAAUGUAACACUGUUUAAUUAGAAUUGCUCAUCAACUAGAACAGGCACAAACAGUGGCAUUCCAGACAUUUUUAAGACCAUCCCGCUGCAUAGAUAAUACCAGUAAGAUAUAUUCUGCUUCAAA
Cygnus atratus (black swan) is the source of this 2310-nucleotide messenger RNA. It is a transcript of the gene OMD, whose product is annotated as osteomodulin. The record is from RefSeq and is a predicted model, not a curated record. Lineage: Eukaryota; Metazoa; Chordata; Aves; Anseriformes; Anatidae. The transcript is spliced from 3 exons. Gene Ontology annotation, molecular function: protein binding. The coding region runs from base 152 to 1405 and encodes 417 amino acids.